Molecule: messenger RNA, 2376 nt
Organism: Phycomyces blakesleeanus NRRL 1555(-)
Lineage: Eukaryota; Fungi; Mucoromycota; Mucoromycetes; Mucorales; Phycomycetaceae
Exons: 9
Coding region: 1-2376 (791 amino acids)
Biological process (GO): DNA replication; deoxyribonucleotide biosynthetic process
Cellular component (GO): ribonucleoside-diphosphate reductase complex
Molecular function (GO): ribonucleoside-diphosphate reductase activity, thioredoxin disulfide as acceptor; ATP binding
Source: RefSeq, a predicted model, not a curated record
AUGUUUGUCAUCAAAAGAGACGGUCGCACCGAAAAAGUCUUGUUUGACAAGAUCACUUCUCGAAUCAGCAAACUUUGCAAUGGUCUGAAUGAAGAAUUCGUCAUGCCUCCCAAGAUCUCUCAAAAGGUUGUUAGUGGCAUGUACCAAGGCAUAACCACAGUGGAAUUGGACAACCUUGCCGCUGAAACUGCUGCGGACAUGACAACCACUCACCCUGAUUAUGCUAUCCUGGCUGCUCGUAUUGCCGUAUCCAACCUCCACAAGGAGACUCACAAGCAAUUCAGUGAUGUCGUAAACCAACUCUACAACCACAAGCACCCAAAGACCAAGACCGAUAAUCCUUUAGUGUCCCAAGAACUCUUUGAUAUCGUGAACAAAUAUUCUGAGAGAAUUAAUGCUGCUGUAGAUGAUGAGCGUGAUUAUGACCUGAACUUCUUUGCAUUCAAGACACUUGAGCGUAGCUAUCUCUUAAAGGUUGAUGGCCGAACUGUGGAGCGCCCCCAACAUAUGAUUAUGCGUGUAGCUCUUGGUAUCCACGGCAGUGAUAUCGAGGCUGCAUUUGAGACAUAUGACUUUAUGUCCCAGAAAUACUUUACUCAUGCUACACCUACGCUCUUUAAUGCCGGUACUCCUCGUCCUCAACUUUCUAGCUGCUACCUCGUCCAGAUGAAAGAUGACAGCAUUGAGGGAAUUUACGAUACACUGACAACUUGUGCUCGUAUCUCCAAGUCUGCUGGUGGUGUUGGUGUGAGCUUCCAGAAGAUUCGUGGCUCUGGAUCAUACAUUGCUGGUACCAACGGUACUUCCAACGGUAUUGUUCCAAUGUUGCGUGUCUACAACGACACUGCUCGCUUUGUAACUCAGGGUGGAGGAAAGCGCAACGGAAGUUUCGCCAUGUAUCUUGAACCUUGGCACGUGGAUGUUUUUGAUUUCUUAGAUCUUCGCAAGAAUUCCGGAAAGGAAGAAAUGCGUGCCCGCGACCUGUUCCUCGGAUUGUGGAUCCCUGAUCUGUUCAUGAAGCGCGUUGAGAGCAACGGUAGCUGGUCCCUCUUCUGCCCCAAUGAGGCCAAGGGACUUUAUGAUUGCUACGGAGAGGAGUUUGAUAGACUCUACACCAAGUAUGAGAAUGAAGGAAGGGCUAGAAAAACUGUAGAAGCUCAGAAGCUUUGGUUUGCUAUUUUGGAUUCUCAAGUUGAGACUGGCAUGCCUUACAUGCUUUACAAGGAUGCAUGCAACCAAAAAUCUAACCAGAAGAACCUGGGUACCAUUACGUGUUCCAACUUGUGCACUGAAAUCAUCGAGUACUCUGCUCCCGAUGAAGUAGCUGUUUGUAAUUUGGCUUCACUUGCGUUGCCAAAGUAUGUCGACACAGAAACUCGCACCUUUGACUUCGAGAAGCUUCAUGAAGUUGCCAAGGUAGUUACACGUAACCUCAACAAGGUCAUUGAUGUCAACUACUACCCUGUCGAAGAAGCCAGAAACAGCAACAUGCGUCACAGACCUAUUGGUAUGGGUGUCCAAGGUUUGGCUGAUGCUUUCCUUUUGAUGCGCUACUCUUUUGAUUCUCCCGAGGCACGUCAGUUGAACAAGGAUAUUUUUGAGACUAUUUAUCAUGCUGGCCUUGAGGCCUCAUGCGAACUGGCAGCCAAAGAUGGUCAUUAUGCCACUUAUGAAGGUUCGCCUGUGAGUCAGGGAAUUCUGCAGCACGACAUGUGGAAUGUUAGUGGAUCUGAUCGUUGGGAUUGGACUGGCUUGAGAGCAAAGAUUGCUCAACAUGGUGUGCGUAACUCACUGUUGGUGGCCCCUAUGCCUACCGCAAGCACAAGUCAGAUCUUGGGUAAUAACGAGUGUUUUGAGCCCUAUACUUCUAACAUCUACACACGUCGUGUGAUGAGCGGUGAGUUCCAGGUGGUCAACCAACACCUCCUCAGAGACUUGAUUGAACGUGGUUUGUGGAAUGACCAGGUCAAGAACAUGAUUAUUGCCCACAACGGUAGCGUUCAACAAGUUCCAACUAUUCCAGAGGAUAUCAAGAAGCUGUACAAGACUGUUUGGGAACUUUCUCAGCGAGUUAUUAUUGAUAUGGCAGCAGAUCGUGCGGCCUUUAUUGAUCAAUCGCAAUCCAUGAAUUUGUUUGCAGCUGAGCCAACUUUCGGAAAAUUGACCAGUAUGCACUUCUAUGCUUGGAAAAAGGGCCUCAAGACUGGCAUGUAUUACUUGCGCUCCAGACCCGCAGUAGAUGCGAUCAAGUUCACAGUGGACCAAUUGGCCCUCAAGGACAUGUCCGCCGAGGAGCGCAAGAUACAAGAGGAGAAAUUGGUAGCCAUGCAGUGCUCAUUGGAUAAUAAGGAUGCCUGCAUUAGCUGCAGCGGUUAA